AGUCUUCUGCUAGGUUCUUCCUUGUACAGCAUCAUGAAGACCGCUGUAUUUCUAAUACUUCUGGGCAUUUCCGCCACCCUAGCUGGGGAAAAGAAGCCCACCAAACGUGGGGUCUUUGGUGAAUCUCUUGGCUAUGGUGCAGGGAGUUACAAUCUCGGAAUCGGAGGAAUACACUCAGGCAUCUCGUCAUCUAUAGAUUUGGGCUCCUCCGUAGGACACGGAUCUAUAAUCCAGUCAGGAUUCGGUUCAGGAAUUGGAUCAGGAUUAGCGUCUGGAAUUGGAUCAGGACUUGGAUACGCAUCAGGAUCUGGAGGAUUCGGAUCAGGACUUGGAUUAAAUUCAAUCAAUUCCGGGUAUGCUUCUGGAAUUGGCUAUGGUUCUGGUGCAGGACUAGGAGGUACGAUCAAUCUUGGCCAGUCAGUUACUAGACAUAUCACAGUCACUAACAGAGUAGGAGUACCAGUACCCCAACCAUAUCCAGUUACAGUGGAAAGAAAAGUACCUGUCCCGGUACCUCAUGCAGUACCUUACCCUGUUGACCGUCCCUAUCCCGUACACGUCCCUAAACCAUAUCCAGUUACCGUCGAAAAACAUAUUCCCGUAACUGUCGAGAAACCGGUUCCUGUUCCAGUCAAGGUACCAGUUAAAGUAGCUGUGCCAGUCCCAUACAAAGUAGCAGUGCCACAACCUUACCCCGUACACAUACACAAGCCGGUUCCUGUUCCUGUUGCUACCCCAGUGUACGUGAAAAAACUUGUUCCAGUUCCAGUAUCGAGUGGCUGGAGUUCUGGUUCCGGUUGGUCUGGCUCUGGAUCCGGUUCUAACGGUUGGACCUCUGGUUCAAAUGGUUGGUCUUCUGGUUCGAAUGGAUGGUCAUCUGGGUCCAACGGCUGGUCUUCUGGUUCCAAUGGUUGGUCAGGAUCCAGAGGUUGGUCGGGUUCUUCGGGUUGGUCUGGAUCAUACGGUGGUGGAUAUGGUUAUGGCCAUGGAUGGUAAUUUUUGUCUAAAUCUGUGAUUGGAACCAUCAAGCUCAUUUAUAAAUAUGCCAUCUCUCAUUCACUAGUCUUUGUUUUUUUCAUUCAAGGAGAAAAAAGUAUAAUAAAUAUUACCGAAAA
Molecule: messenger RNA, 1115 nt
Organism: Leptinotarsa decemlineata (Colorado potato beetle)
Lineage: Eukaryota; Metazoa; Arthropoda; Insecta; Coleoptera; Chrysomelidae
Source: RefSeq, a predicted model, not a curated record